AUUUCAUAUUUUCUAUACUUCCCUGCUUUUUACAUUUACAGGAGCUUUUGCAGCAUAUUUUUGACUUUCGGGGCUAUAUGGACGCUUAAACUUAAAAGUCCUGUUUCCUUCUUAUCUUGGCAUGGUUUCUAGGUCUUUUGUUUCGCAUCAACAUAUUUCACUGCCUCACUAAGAUGUAUUGAAUCAUGAAAGAAUGCACUAAACUCUGUAUCCCCCUUGAGUUCUUGACUUCCUGCGAGGGUUGUUUCUAUUUUCAUAGAUUUCCAGCUCAUCACAAGUGAAAACAUAUUCUUCAUAGCUCAAUAGAAGCAAGGGAAUUGCGCAGAUGCGGUGCAUGUCUGCAUGUAUGGUAUCUCUUUAUUGCUGGUGACCUGCUGGGAAAAGUGAGCUUUCUUUAUUCUUUCACACAGAGAAAGAUGUCCUUUCUGUGGAAAAAUAAAUUCUCUCCAGGAAUGUUUAUGGAAAAAGUGGUAAUACUGCCAAAGGUGCAGUGAGGAAAUUAGUAACAAGUGCCAUCAAUUAAACUCUAAAAAAUCUUAUUGCACAUUUACAUUUUUAACCCUCCUCAAUAUUUCUGUUAAAUUACAAAGUCACGCAGUCUUGAUUUUGUAAAUUCCUGGAGAGAUUGACUUAUAUGCCUGCAGCACUCUGGUGAGAAAUAAAGUAUUCAUGCAUAUUAUUCUACAAUUUCUAAUAAAACAUAACACAGUGGAUGACGUAUUGUUUUGCUUUAUAGAGCAGAAAGGCUUUUGAGAGAACAGAGAAUGCACAAAGGACAGAGAGUGUGGAGCUCCAAAAAACUGCAGGGGAAAUAGAGAAUAGCCAACUUAAGGAACGGGUUCAGGAACAGGAGGCUCUGCUGGCUGCAAGACGAGCACAGCUGGAAACGUUGGAAGGAAAAGUAGAGACGCAACAGAAGACAAUUGAUGAUCUGACUUUUCAGAAAUCAAAGCUUGAGCAUGACGUUAAUCAGUAUUGCACCAAGUUAGAAAUAUCGGUAAAAGACAAAGCUGCCAGUGAGAUGGAGUUAAGUCACACACAACUGUUAAUCCAGCAGUCAGAGGCCAAGUGGUCUUUAGCUCAACAGAAAGUAGAGGACCUCCUAAAGAAAAUUAAUGAUGAACAAGAUCUUAAGCAACAAAGCCCUAAACCUAAGAGAAGAAUACACUUGGAGGAAAGUACUGAGGAACGGGUGCAAAGUCAAGUCACGGCUAAAGCAAAUAAUCUGGCUCAGCAGCCUUUGGCAUCUGACACCGAGUCGACAGUCAACAGUGAGCUUGAGUUAUCUGCAGUCAGAGAAAACAACAGCAGGAUGGCGGCUGUCCUGCAGCAGAAAGAAGAGGAACUUGUCCUGAUCCAGAAAAGAGCAGAAGUGGCUGAGGAGAAAGCACAAAGUUAUAAAAAGCUGUUGAAUGAUAGCAACAACAGACUGAGGAUGCUUCAGAUGGACAUGGAAACUGAGAGGAACAACAUGAGACAGAAAUCAGAGGAUCUCCAACAGGAAGCAAUGAACAUGAGGAAAUCAAUCAACGAGCUUCAAGAAGAAAUCAGAUCUCUCCAGAGAACUAAGUCCUCAUUGGAACAAAGUUCGUUUUUCCAAAGCACUGAAAUUGAAGGCCUGAAAGAGCAAUUGAAGAGCACCCAAGGAGAUAUGCUUAAGAAAAGCUCCUUGGAGCAGGAAAAUAUCCACAAGAUUAACAACUUAGAAGAAGAGGUAGCUUCCACGCAGGCAGUCGUAGAUCAGAUGAAUUUUAAAUGCAACGAGCUAACAAGGAUAAAUGUCUCAUCUGAGAGUGAUGUUAAAGGUCUCCAGAUCCAAACAGAGUCAUUGGAGAAAGAUAGAUCAUUUGCUUAUCAAAAAGUAAAGUCUUUAAAGAGAGAGAUAGAGAGCUGGAAACAGCAGCUUCAAACAGCUGAGGAAGAAUACAACUUAGUGAAGAGGUCUGAGCAGGCGUCACAACUCAAAUGUAAACACCUCCAAGCAGAACUUGAGAAAAGUGAGUUAGUUGCAUCUCAAUUGCAGAAAAGCGUAGAUGAGUUAAAACAGAUACAUAUGGAGAUGGAAAAGAAUCAGAAGAAUGUAACAGCUCAACUCGAUCAGGUGACAAUGGAGAUUGACAGCAAGGAUCAGCAAAUUAAAAUCUUCAAGUCUCAGGCCGAGGGCACAAAAUCACAGGUUAAAAUUAUUGAGGAUGAACUUAGUAAAAAAUCUCAGAACUCCUUUGAGCUUCAAAUGAAACUGCAGGAUUACAGUGAGGAGGUAAGGAGAAUGACGGAACUGCAGCAGAAAAUCCAAACACUGAAUUUAAAAAUAGGCAAUUGUGAGAACGAAAUAUCAACUCUGAAAUCAGAACUUCAGUCAGUGUUGGCUGAGAAGAACUCUGCAAAUCAAAAGAUCCACAUGUACAAUUCUGAAAUUAAUGAUUUGAACACGCUGCUUAAGAAAAGAAAUACAGAACUCCAAAGAGAAUCCGAAGAGAGUCAAAAACAUCAGAAUAAGAUUAAGGCAUUAGAAGAUGAGCUUUACAAAAAUAAGCACAGUAUUACAGGGUUAACCAGCAGCUCAGAGGAAAUGAGAGAAAACCUAAAGCAGGAGAUGAAUGCGAUUCAUAACGACAAGCGAGCAGCAGACAGAAACGUAGAGAACUUAAACGUCAAAAUCUCAGAGCUCAGUUCUUCCGUACAGAGAACUAAAGAUGAAUUGUUGAAAGAGACCAGAGAAAGAAAAGACAAAGAUUCAAAAAUAUUGCAGAUGGAGUCUGAGCUUCAGAAAUAUAAAGAAACAAUAAAAGAAGUAACGUCCAGUUCUGACAAAUCCAGAUCAAAUCUUCAACAUGAAAAUACCAUCCUUAAAAGGGAGAAAGCUGAGUCGUUCGAGAAAAGUAUCUCAUUGGGAACUGAAGUCAGAUUGCUGAAAGAAAAUCUAAAACGUGCCCAAAAAGAAGCUGAACAAAAGCAAAAUGAAAGCUCUGUCCUUAAGCUGAAGUCACAGCAGAUGGAAGAACAGCUCGAGAAGUGCACGGAAAUGCUAGAGGAGUUGAAAAGUAAACUAGAGCUUCAGAAAGAGGGCUAUGAGAGGCAGUUGUUGCUAGUGCAGACUGAAGUAGAGAAAAAACUCAUUUUACUUCAAUCUGAAAUCUCAAGUCAAAGUGGAAAUUCAAACCAGCAGUCACAUAGUGCAGAAUUAGCAGAAAUGCUUAACAAGUAUUUCAGACAAGAUGUCAAACAGAUAAAAACAGUUCAUCAAACCACCGUGGAAACAAAGCACCAAUCAGACAAACUGCUGCAAAUGCAGAUCAAAAUGGACCAACUGCAACAGGAAAGAUGGAAACUCGAACAUGAGCUCUUAAAGGCAACAUUACAAACUUCCCAACUUGAGGAAGACCAAUUUAAACUCAACUCAAAAGUAAGUGCUUUACAAGGCCUUUGCAAUGAAAAGUCAAGUGAGUCAGCUAAGGGUACAGACAGUACACUGACACUGAAGGAAAAUGAAGCUCUUCGGGAUCAAAUCGAGUCGUACGCCAAAGAGGUUAAACAUCUUCAGGAAAAGCUUUUGAUGCUUGAGGUCAGGAUAAUAACUGAAAACCAGGGGAUGAACAAACAGGAAUUCUUUGAAACCAGUCGUCACAAUGUGUGGGACAACAAUGCUACAUCAGUGAAGACAGAACAGACAGCGAUGCAGAAGAUGGUGCCCUCGUAUGAAAGUGCUAAAUACAACAUGGAGGACGAGAGUCGCAAAAUCAAAGUGUCCGCAGAGAUGGCAACAAUGGAGAAAGGCAAUAUUCUUGAAGGACCGAAACAAGAUAAAAUGGAAAUAACUCACAGCCAGAGCAUUCAUGAAUCACUGACAAAGCAAUCCUUAAAUAUCUCUACUGCUCAAAAUCCCAGUACCAUCCAAGAAGACAUACAACAUGUGACAUACAAGGGCCAAAUAAAACCUGAUGAGCCCAUGACUGUAACAACACAUGGAUACAUGGCGUUGUGUGGACUAACAGACAGACGUCCCAAUGUAACACAAAGCAUCACUAAGACCAAGACCUAUCAGAUUAAACAAACAUGUGAAACUGUAAACACAUCAGACAUUGAGGGAAAACAAAGUUUGAUAUAUUCAACUUCCCAAAAGCUCCCAGAACUCAAAGGCUACACAAGUAUUCAAAACAUGAUCAAGUUUAAACUCCUGGACGAAGAGGUUUUGAGGAAGUUCGAGGUGGGCCUCAUCACAAUGGAAGAGCUGCAGGCAUCGUUUGCUCAAUACGCCGGCAAACCAACUACUAUUGCUGGAAUAUAUGUGGAGUCAAGUAAGAAAAAGAUAUCCUUCCUUGAAGCUGCUGAGAAAGGUUUUUUGGCGAAGACGUACGCUCUUGAGUUCCUGGAGGCUCAGGCUGCAACAGGAAGCCUUACAGAUCUGUCCACAGGGCAAACCUAUCCAGUUGCUGAGGCUGUUGAGAGAGGUAUUAUAGAGGCGGGCCUGAAAGAUAAACUGAUAGAAGCUCAGAAAGCUAUUAGUGGCUACAUCCAUGAUGGCAAAAAGCUGUCCGUGUUUCAGGCAAUGGAGAAAAGGAUUCUCGAUAGAUACAAAGGCAAGAAGAUUCUUGAGGUCCAGGUAGCCACUGGUGGCCUGAUCAACCCAGAGAUUGGUGUCAGGGUGCCGGCUAGCAUUGCUGUCGAUCGGGGUCUUUUGAACAAGGAGACCCUACAGAGUCUGUACGAUCCAGUCAGUAACCCCAAAGGUUUCCAUAACCCUGACAGUGGACAGAAAGCAUACUACUCUGAAAUACUGAAGACAUGCCUUUAUGACAUAGAUGGUGGGGUAUUUCUCUCCCCAUUUGGUGAGAAACAUCUAACAAACACCUCUCCCACGAGUUCUCACAGAGUGUCUGUUGUCAGCAGCAGCUCUGGCAUCGAAAUGUCAGCGUAUGAAGCAUUCAAGGGGCGACACAUUGACAAGAGGACGUAUCUGUUCCUGUCACAGCAAGAGAGCGAAUGGCAGGAAAAGUCUGUACUAGACUCCAACGGAAGCCCCCUUCACAUCAUUACUGAUGUGAAAAGUGGUCGACAACUUUGUCUGGAGUACGCUCUGAGUCAGAGGCUUCUUGAAAGAUCUGAGCUUGGAAGCUAUCACAGUGGGCUUCUUAGCAUCUAUGAGAUUGCCGACAUCAUUGUUUCAAGAAUGGUGAUUGUGGAAGAUGUCAAGAGCCCCGUUGCCGGUCUCUGGGACGUCACCCAGAGGAAAAGGCUGUCGGUUCUUCAAGGUUUUCAACAGGGCUUUACUGAUAGAGCCACUGCCUCCAGGCUGUUGGAGGCCCAGGCCUGCACUGGAGGGAUUUGCGACCCCUCUUCAGGGGAGAAAGUUACCCUCUCGGAGGCUCUCAAAAGAGGUCUUUUAGACGAGGCUUUGAAUCAGCAGCUCCAACAGUUUGAGCAGGCAUUUAAUGGGAUCAUUCACCCCAAGACUUCAAAGACUUUGUCCAUCACCCAGGCUGUUCAGGAAAAUGUCAUCCCGAAGGAUGCAGGUUUCCGCUGUAUUGAGUUCCAGCUCCUGACUGGAGGAUUAAUAAACCCUGAGACACAUGACAGAGUCUCCCUCGAGGAAGUCAUUCAGAGCGGCCUUGUUGACAAAGUGAAUGCCUCAGUACUCAAAGAAGAGAGGUUCCAGACCAAAAGCCUCACCUGUCCGAAGACCAAGAGAAGAAUCACUUUCAGGGAGGCUCUUGAGAGAAGUGUGUUCGACUGCCACACUGGGCUAAGGUUACUGGAGGCUACCAAAAUUCAUGGUUAUGGAGCCAAGGCAACAUUUCAUUAUGUUUGCGCCUACAAGUAAUAACCACCUGUAAAUAAAUGCUUGUCCAUAGCAUAAAAGCCAAAGCUGUAAAUAGAUCUCUUUUGGUUUUGUGUUGGCUUUAAAGUUACUCCGACCUUUUUUUGGGGUUUGAACACAUGUUUUAAUAUAGUGGUUGAUAUAGUGGUUGAUGCAACUAACCGCGUUCUCAAUUGUUUUAACUGAUUAUAAAUGUAUUUUGGCAAUGUCCCCCUUCCUUUUAGGAUUCCCUCCUCCACUGUUUUCUUUCUUUGUAACAAAGUUAACACUCUUCAAAACCCCAUCU
Messenger RNA from Gymnodraco acuticeps, 6104 nucleotides. Its product is annotated as desmoplakin-like. Gene Ontology annotation, cellular component: intermediate filament; intercalated disc; cytoskeleton. Lineage: Eukaryota; Metazoa; Chordata; Actinopteri; Perciformes; Bathydraconidae. The transcript is spliced from 2 exons. Gene Ontology annotation, biological process: intermediate filament cytoskeleton organization; skin development; wound healing. The coding region runs from base 1022 to 5821 and encodes 1599 amino acids. The record is from RefSeq and is a predicted model, not a curated record. Gene Ontology annotation, molecular function: structural molecule activity.